Molecule: messenger RNA, 5422 nt
Organism: Xyrichtys novacula (pearly razorfish)
Lineage: Eukaryota; Metazoa; Chordata; Actinopteri; Labriformes; Labridae
Source: the annotation of a GenBank genome assembly
AUGGACAAAAAUGAUCCAAGCCCUAAACCUCAAGGACCAGUGUCCCAGGAUGAUGGUGACCUGCGGAUGAAGGUGGACUCAACCCCUGGGACAGACCACAAAGAGAAAGAGUCGGUGAAGUGUGAUGAGAGACCACAAACCCCUCCAGCCACCCCUGUGAUCACAAGGUACUACGGUGGGACAGAUGAUGAUGAGGUCUUCAUCCAGCUACCACGUCCUUCUCCGCCAUCCUCCAUGCCUCCUUUGCUUUCAGUAGAGGGCAGCAGGGAUGGAAAAAUAAAUCAUUCCAAUUUGACCUUUGCUAAUGGGCCAGCUGACGCCACAGAAGCUAAGGCUAAUCCCGGUGGCUUAGACUGGCAUCACGGUGAGAAGCAGUUAAUGGCAGCACCAAACAAGCUGGAUGAGUUGAUGAUGAGCACAGCGGAGACUUCUGAGGAGUCCAUGAACACAGCAGCUCUGCCCAAAGAGAAGGGCUCAAAAGACCGAGAUUCGACAUCCAUGGAGAACACAGGUAGUCUGAUGGGACCAUGUUAUGAUCCAUCAAGGGGAAGCCAUCAGGACGAUACCACAAGAAAGAACGAGUUAACCGAGGAACCCGAGGAUAUUGAUAUUGAAAUUUUAAGUGAAAGACAGGCAACCUGGAAUGAAGUCGAAGCAGAUGGUGAUGACAAAUAUCCAAAACAGGUACCUGUUAGCACUGAGGAGAGGUCAAAGACUGAGGAACAUUUUCACAGAGAUAAAGACAAAGUGAAAUCAGAUGGAUUUUCUGCAUCUACGGGGACAAAGUCGAAACUAUCAACAGACAAAGUUGAUUGCAGUGGGACGAAGACAAACGCCCCCACAAGAUCUAGUCUCACAGACAGAGAUGAUCUAAAACCCUCUGUGUCACCAGAACUCUGCAAAUACAACCAAAACAGUUCGGAUGAAGCAACAACUCAACCACAGCUAUCAGAGAUCACAAGAAAAGCACCCAAUGAUGAGCAGCAUGUUGACACCAGAUCUUUGAACUAUAAGCUCGCAAAGUAUGACUGGGUGAGGAGAGAGAGUGGGAUCAGUGAAACGCUAUCGCCCCGCCCCUCUGUCGGCGAAGAGACAAUUUCAAGGACAGAGCAGGGACAGGGAAGCAGGGGACUAAAUUCUAAUGUCCAACAAGGAGAGCAACUACUUCAACGACUGCAAGUGGUCCAGCAACGACAGGAUGUUCACGCACCAGAGAAACCUCCUACUUUCCAGCUUACCGGACCAGACAUGGAAAGUGAGAAAGAGGCUGUGUUUGGAGUGGAAGCAGAUGAAAUGCAAGACGGGCAAGAUCAUCUGAUGGGUUUAAAAAGAAGUAGACUACACACUGUUGAAGAUGAUGGCGCCAACGCGAACCUGGUGGAAGAGAAAGGUAGUGAGUGUGAUCACGCGGAAACAAAGGCAUGGUUGUCUUUGCCAACGAUGUCUGUAAAGCCUGAUCAUUACCCAAUUGUAAGAACAGAGGCGGGCUACUCUGAUGAUGAUGAGAAAAGUGAGGUCUGGGUACCGACAGAGUGGUCUUCGAAUGAUGAAGUGUCUUCAACCCACCCUAUGUCCAACCGCCCACGACUCUCAGUUGCAGAGACCUCCCUCGAGAAGCAGAUCCACGAAGUAGCUCAGAAGAAACAGAACCUUCAGAGAGCUGGAGGUGUCUUCAAUCUCGCAGAUAACUUAGAUGUGAUAGAGAUCCCUUUUAAGACCAAUUUCUCACUUGAGCCAUCCCCAGCAAAGGUUGGUCCAGGUACGCGGAGCUCUUGGCAAUUCUCCGAGCAGAAGAUGCAGAAGGAGAUAAGUCAAGAAAUACAGAGAGAGCUGGUGCUGGUCAACCAAGGGAAGAUCCCGGGGGCUUACAGCAAAGGAGAAGUCCGCCAGUUAAAGGAGACAAAAUUGCUUUUUGAGGCUUUCCAACAGGAAAACAUGGAAGGUCCAACAAGGCAUCGCAAAUCCCCUACCUCACUGUCCAAAGGUCAUGUUUACCCAUCAGUGCUAGAGCGCACUCGUAGCCUUGAGAUGUUUUCCCUCAAGAGUCUUCCUGUGUCCAGAACACAUUCCCUCAGGGUGCACGACCCUGCGACUGCUCAGAUGACAAAAGGUCCAGAAGACUUCAGAGCAAAGAGCCCGAAUGGAGGUCCAAGAGACAAAACUCGUGUCUCACCCUACCAAAAACAAGAUAAACAUGCACGCCAGUACAGAAGCAUGGACUUAAUGAGUGCUGGUGUCUCUGAUGGGGAGACCAGGAGAAACGUUGGGGAGGGGAACGCAUCGGGGGAAUCUCCUAUUCUCAAACAUAACCCCUUCUUCAAGUUGCGUCCGGCCUUGGUUCUGCAGCCAGAGGUCGAGAAAGAUAUUCGUGAGGCCAAAGAAAGAGAAGAAGAGCUUCGCAGACAGAGAUGCACUCUAUACGGAGAGAGCAGAUGGAAAAGUAAAGACAAGGAAAAGUCUCGAUUCACACCCACCCUCACCACAGGUUAGUGUACAUUGUUGUUGUUUUUUAAUUAUAUUCAGACUUUUCCUUAUUUUUAUAUACUUCCUUAUUUCCCACAACUAACUGUUGUCAUAUCACCAACAUCAUUAAUGUUUGAAGUGGUUUUUACACUGAUGUUUAUGAAUGUUUUUUGAACAUCUUUGUUCGUCAGGAUGCAUUUUGUUGAUGAUCCCUGCUCUCUUGAGUCAAAAAUUUUAUUUAAGAAACCUAUCAAGAAAGUGUUGGCCUGGGGCACCUCACAUAUGGGGGCUAUAGUCCUCAUCGCAACAGUCACUGGUUCGAAUUGUAGCCUCGACCCUGUGCUACAAUCUUUCCCCUGUUCCCUUCUACAAGCGUUUCCUUCUCUCUUCAGCUGUCCUCUCCUAUAAAGGCAAAAUUCCCCGAAAUAACAACUUCAAAAAUAAGAAAAUUUUAGCCAGAAAUCUCUUCAAAUAAAAUGUUUAUUCAGCCUCUCAUGUAGAUGUAGCUUAGAUUAGCUGAAAACAGAUAUUCUGACUAAAAAUUGGACAAACUGACUCAGUAAGAUUAGAUUUUUUUCAGUGUAGACGUCAUUAAUUUGGUUGACUGUCAUGCAGUUGAUGAAAGGCUUAAGGUGAUUUCUUUUACUUAGUUAUUAAUGUUUUCUAAAAUGUAGUAAAGCUCAAUACUUCCCUCAGGUAAAAGUACUGAUUUUGAAAACUAGUCAAAUAAGUGCAAACACACAAAAGCUCCUCAGCUACAGUAACUUGUAUAAAUAUGAUUUAUUCCAGCCCGACUCUGGUAAGUCCAUUUGAAUUUUGUAGUUACCAUGCUGUGCUGUAGACGCAGAGAAGUACAGAAAACAGUUAAGCACCUGUCAUCAGACCAGCAACACCAAAGAGGAUAUUUUCUACAUUUAUUAACUAAUCAAACUAAAAAUAAUUAGGGUUAUUGUGAUGAAUGUUACUGAAAAAGCUAAAAAAAAAUUACUUGAAUACAGCAGUGAGAUUUGCCAAUCCUAGCACAGACUGAUUAAUGAGAAUCACUUGUACCUUUUUUUAUUCUUUUCACAUCCCUCCCUCCUAACACAUCGUCUGAGGACUUUAAUGACUGUCUUUAUACAUUAGCAUCACAUAGUGUUAUCUAAGAAGUGUCAUUGACUCAGUGUCAACCCUGUCAAAGAGGGUUAAGGGCAUAUCAAUCCAGUUGCAGCCUGACCCGAUCCAGCGUCUGCCAAUGGGUUGACUGACAACGUGAAGGCUCGUACGUGCACUUCUAACGAGCUGGCGGCAGUCCUGGUUGUAUUAUAGUACGGUGUUUAUAUAAAUAACUCCAGACAGUGAAUCAGUCUGCUUUCAUUUGUGUGUGUAUUUGUAUGUUAGUGUAAAGUUUGUCCCCUUUUUUACCAUCUGUUUGUGUUUCCCAUAAGUUAGAGACAUAAAAUAACUGUACAAAUUUGUCAUCAUUAUGUUAGAUGUUUGAUUUUUCAAUCACAGCAGCUGAACAAAGAAGCAAAAGUUGACAGAUGAAGCAGCAUGUGACAGCUAUACAAUCCUUCUGUGUCGGGUUAGACUUUGAAUUGUGUUGUUAAAACUCAGGAGUAGAGGAGGAAACCCCUUUUAUCAUACCAUGUGGGCUCUGGGUGUUAUCUUGUUCAUUCUUCCAUUACUAGCUGUACUACGCUUUGCUUUCUGUUGUUCUCUACAAAACUAUAGGCUAUAGCCUUUCUUUUGAUAUAUUUGAUACAAUAUAUGUGCAGUUUAGUGCUCUAGUAACCUGGAUUUGGCAAAUCUAAUCCAACAUUGCCUUAGCAGAUGCCCCACAAGACCCAAAUUGACUUUUUGUCUGUGUCAGUUUUGGCGCCCCCUGUGGACAAAUGCAGUCUUUGCUUAUCUUCUCUGAUUUAUGACAACAAAUCUCAUCCUGCUAUUUUUUGACAGCCAAAUGUGAAUACUCCAGGUGAAAACAGGGCUGUGUUUAAAGCUGCAAGGCUUGGACCUACCCGUCACACAGGUUUCAGACGAUUAAAAAAAAAAGAUAUUACGAUCUUUGGUUUUGUUAAAUUUACCAUGAAUUUCAGUCAAUUUCAUGAACAUCAAAUAACUCCUCAUAGGAGCUUUAAAGUUGAAAUAGAGCGAAAUACUUGCAACGAACGAACAAAGGAAAACAGCUUUCAUAUGGCCAGUCAUUAAAGUGUCUUUUCUUUGACUGUUUUUGUCAUCAUUUUACCUGUAAGACACCUAGUAGUCUCAUGUUUUGUGUAUGGUGCCAUGCUAUUCUUUGAUGUUUCAGAAACUGUAUUGAUCAAGUUUGUCAAGUUAAUCUAAUUCAUACAAAGAGCUUGACUCAUCGAUCAUCAUUAAGGGAAUUAAGGGAGAUACUCAAUAUAACGGAUCCAUUUUUCAAUACAAGCCAUGGGUAACAAUGUGAUAUUAAAACAGCAGAAGUUUAGCAGUCAAAGAGAUUUUGCCUGGCUCUGUUUCAUAAAAUGGUUAAUCGGUCAGUGUAAGACCUCCUUCACCUCUGAUUCUUUCUUUCUCCUGCUCUUUAGAUGCCACAGGACAGUCCCGGGGCAAACUGGACAGAUUUUGGCCUCCGCCUUCCAAGAAAGACCAGAAAUCUGAGUCGACACAGGUAAUGACUGAGGUCUAAUAAAUGCAUGGCAUCUUUUUAGUUCCAAGAUCUUUCAGUUCAUCAGAAAAGGGGUAGGUAACAAAAAAACGUGGAACUGAGCUUGAAAUAUGUUCCUGUGAAGUUUCCAUCGUGGAAAAAGGGAAGUGAAGUUGAUUUAUAAAUACUCUUAUUCAGAGAGUCAAAAAGGGAACUAAUCCCUGAAUGCUCUUUUCUCUUAUCUCACAGCAGGAGGCAAAAGUUCGGAGAACAGCGGGUCAGAAGGCGUCUCUAUGGCAACGCUGGGAGUCCGGCCAGAUAAAUGGACAGCCAUCACAGGAAAAGAACUAG